AUGGGAUCCGUUCCAUCCGUACUCUUCAACCUGGAUGACCCCCAAGACUGCCAGCGUGCCGUCCGGCGCUUGAGAGCGCUGUCGGCGAGUGACGCGGCCAAAAACAUAGAGCAUCUUCCAGCCGAUAUAGCUCGGGCUCUGCUCGCUACUGCUCUGCACGAUUACCACCGAAUCGAUCUCGCGGUCGCUGGCAUGCCGGAAGACCACCAAGCCGCUGCCCCAGUCGCUGGUCGCCACGCUUCCCAGGAAGAUGACUUCGGUCCUGAUCCUGAUGAGGCGGGGUCUUCCCAUCGACAGCGUUACCCAUACACCGGCCGCUACCUGCUCGCUGGUUCGCUCACCGAUAGCGAGUUCGGCACAGUUGAUGCCGCUAGCUAUCGGUCUGACUUGAACCCAAAGCGCAAGGCUGCUGAUGACUAUGGCGAUAAGAGUAUCUACUCUGGCAAGAAGCCCCGGGUCAACAAGGAGGAGUAA
This is a messenger RNA of Alternaria viburni, 474 nucleotides long. RefSeq lists its product as uncharacterized. The coding region runs from base 1 to 474 and encodes 157 amino acids. The transcript is spliced from 3 exons. Lineage: Eukaryota; Fungi; Ascomycota; Dothideomycetes; Pleosporales; Pleosporaceae. The record is from RefSeq and is a predicted model, not a curated record.